This is a messenger RNA of Epithele typhae, 309 nucleotides long. RefSeq lists its product as uncharacterized. Bases 1 to 309 code for a protein of 102 amino acids. The transcript has 2 exons. Lineage: Eukaryota; Fungi; Basidiomycota; Agaricomycetes; Polyporales; Epitheliaceae. The record is from RefSeq and is a predicted model, not a curated record.
AUGCACAUCUCCGGCCUCGAGCCCACGAUCGCGUACAUCAACGCGACGUACGCCACUCUGCAUUCGCUCGUCGGCGUCUGCACCGGCACGAACACGCUCACGCGGGCGGGCGUGCUCGACGGGCGGCGCGCGACGACGAGCAAGCACUCGUGGUACUUGAUGACCCCGUAUGGGACGAAGGCAGCACGCUGUCGUUCGUCGCGGCGACGUGGGGCGAGGAUACCUAUGGCGCGCGCGGGCGCGAACGAGAUCCAGUACAAGUGGCGGAACGACCCCGACUUUGAUGUAUUUGGCUGGGUCUGGCCGUAA